Messenger RNA from Neofelis nebulosa (Clouded leopard), 2836 nucleotides. RefSeq names its product G protein subunit alpha L (gene GNAL). Gene Ontology annotation, cellular component: heterotrimeric G-protein complex. The record is from RefSeq and is a predicted model, not a curated record. Lineage: Eukaryota; Metazoa; Chordata; Mammalia; Carnivora; Felidae. The coding region runs from base 463 to 1848 and encodes 461 amino acids. The transcript has 12 exons. Gene Ontology annotation, molecular function: GTP binding; GTPase activity; G protein-coupled receptor binding. Gene Ontology annotation, biological process: adenylate cyclase-modulating G protein-coupled receptor signaling pathway.
AAGGCGGCGAUAUUUACCGUAAUCAGAGUGGACCAGGCGGUAGGAUUUACGGUGGAACCAGCACGGCUGCAGUACUUACGGUAACGAGGGUCGGCCCUGGCGGCGGUAUUUACGGUAACGGGGGGCCGGCCCCGGUGGCGGCUUUUACGGUAACGGGGGACGGCCCGGAAGGCGGUAUUUACGGUAACGGGGGCCGGGCUCGUGGAGGCCCGUCGGCGCGGCGGGCUCGCCGCGUUAUCAGGUGAUCUCCAGCCCGGGCGGCUGCCACCCCCUGCACCCGGCGGAAAAUGCAAAAUGGCCCUCCGGGACAGUGAGGGGCCGUGGCCCUCGGCCCGUGCCCGCCGCACCCCCAGCCCGCAGCCUGCGGGCGGUAGCGCCGCGCCGGGUGCGGGUGCAGCCCCCUCCCGCCCCUCCGCGGGGGCCCCGGCCUGAGCCCCUCGCGCCCCGCGCCCUCGCGCCCACAUGGGUCUGUGCUACAGUCUGCGGCCGCUGCUCUUCGGGGACCCGGAGGACGUCCCCCACGCCGCCUCGGAAGCGCCUGCGGAGGACGCGCGGCCCGGCCCGGUGCCGGCCCCGACCCCGGCCUCGGCCCCGACCCCGGCCUCGGCCCCGACCCGGCUAGGGGGAGGCGCGGCUCAGACCCAGCUCCCUCGGGGCGCCGGCGAGAGCCCGGCGUGCACGCGGCCCAAAGCCGCCCCGAAGAAGGAGCGGCGACGGCGGCCGGAGCAGCUACGCGCGGAGGAGCGCGAGGCGGAGCGGGAGGCGAGGAAGGUCAGCAGGAACAUCGACCGCAUGCUCCGCGAGCAGAAGCGCGACCUGCAGCAGACGCACCGGCUCCUGCUGCUGGGCGCUGGUGAGUCGGGGAAAAGCACUAUCGUCAAACAAAUGAGGAUCCUGCAUGUCAAUGGAUUUAAUCCUGAGGAAAAGAAACAGAAAAUCCUGGACAUCCGGAAAAAUGUUAAAGACGCUAUUGUGACAAUUGUUUCUGCUAUGAGUACUAUCAUACCUCCAGUUCCACUGGCCAACCCAGAAAACCAGUUUCGAUCAGACUAUAUCAAGAGUAUAGCUCCUAUCACUGACUUUGAAUAUUCCCAGGAAUUCUUUGAUCACGUGAAGAAGCUUUGGGACGAUGAAGGCGUGAAGGCGUGCUUUGAGAGGUCCAACGAAUACCAGCUGAUAGACUGCGCACAAUACUUCCUGGAAAGAAUCGACAGUGUCAGUCUGGUGGACUACACACCCACAGACCAGGACCUUCUCAGAUGCCGAGUUCUGACAUCGGGGAUUUUUGAGACCCGAUUCCAAGUGGACAAAGUAAACUUUCACAUGUUUGAUGUCGGCGGCCAGAGGGACGAGAGAAGAAAAUGGAUCCAGUGCUUUAACGAUGUCACGGCUAUCAUUUAUGUUGCGGCCUGCAGCAGCUACAACAUGGUGAUUCGGGAAGAUAACAACACCAACAGGCUCAGAGAGUCCCUGGAUCUUUUCGAAAGCAUCUGGAACAACAGGUGGUUACGGACCAUUUCUAUCAUCUUGUUCUUGAACAAACAGGAUAUGCUGGCAGAAAAAGUCUUGGCGGGGAAAUCAAAAAUUGAAGAUUAUUUCCCAGAGUAUGCAAAUUAUACUGUUCCUGAAGAUGCAACACCAGAUGCAGGAGAAGAUCCCAAAGUUACAAGAGCCAAGUUCUUUAUCCGAGACCUGUUUUUGAGGAUCAGCACAGCGACAGGGGACGGCAAACAUUACUGCUACCCACACUUCACCUGUGCCGUGGACACCGAGAACAUUCGCAGAGUGUUCAAUGACUGCCGUGACAUCAUCCAGAGGAUGCACCUCAAACAGUAUGAACUCUUGUGAGGCAGCCCUGGGGCAGGUGGGUGCGCCUUCUGGCACCUUCUCUCCACCUGCCUCUCCUCCCUUGGCCACCCCACCAGGUGGAACAUUUAUUCCAGGAUUGUCUGUCAGCCCCAAGCCAUGGUAGAAAGUAGGGAGUUCCCGGUUUCAUCCAGCUGCCGCCCUGUCCUGUUCUGACCUGUGUGACCACCAAGCCUCUGGCUACCUCUGUUCCCCUCAGGUUUGGUUUGUAGCUUUCGUUUUCACUGAACACAACCUUCCACAGCCUCCCCACCCCCACCAAUUUGUGUCGCUGCAAACCAGCACUCUCACCUUGGGUGGUGCUGCAGUGAAACCCCUCUGGGUGAGGGCCCCUUUCAGUCAUCCAUUCAGUGAUUUCUUGAUUCGGCAGGAACUUGAUAAAGGGGGGAGAAAUGGCACUUUUUUCUGGCUUAUCAGGCAUGAUUGCAGUGGCAGGGGUAUGAGGCGGUGAGCCACAUGCGUGGGCAAGUGGCCACCUCUCCCAGGCUGCACUGGCCCAGGAGCGAGGCUAGACCCCAAGUCACAGGGUGGAGAGAAACCCGUCUCAAUCAUAUCUGAGUCGCUGCCAACCUCAGGCAUUAAGUUAGACCUACUCUGAGCAGACAACCUACUACAUUCACCACUGCAAAGUGUGUCCUGUCUACACAUGAUUCUCUAGAGUGUGAUAUGCUUGGACAAGAGUCUCCCUUCAUAUAUUGUUGUUGUUUUACUGCUGGUUUAUUAUAACUGUACAGACCACAAAAUGUAAUAUUAUUUUCUAUAAUUACUCAAAAAUCCUUGUAGAUCUUUGUGCCUCGAUCAGGCUGUAUCUGUAAAAGAAACGUGUUUUUAUCGUGCUGAACCGCUAAAUGUCAACAUUACCUUCUGCUUGCUCUAAAAAAGAGAAUGGUGUGUGUAGAAUUUAGGAUAUUCUUCAGGUUAGUGCUUUUAAAAAUAUCUUUGAUUAAAUAUAUAUAUGCAUAUAUAUAAA